CAGCAUGAAUAACAUCACAAGGCUACCAGAAGAUGCCUUCAAGAACUUUCCCUACUUGGAAGAGCUGCGACUGGCUGGCAAUGACCUUUCUUUUAUCCAUCCAAAGGCCUUGUCUGGUUUGAAAGAACUCAAAGUUCUAACCCUCCAGAACAACCAGCUGAAGACUGUACCUAAUGAGGCCAUCAGAGGAUUAAGCGGUUUGCAGUCCCUGCGUUUAGAUGCCAACCACAUCACUGCCAUACCAGAGGACAGCUUCGAGGGUCUGGUGCAGCUGCGUCACCUCUGGCUGGAUGACAACAGUCUGACAGAAGUUCCCAUCUACCCGCUCAGCAACCUGCCCUCUCUGCAGGCCUUAACGCUGGCCCUCAACAAGAUCACACACGUCCCUGACUAUGCAUUUACAAACCUCUCCAGCCUUGUUGUCCUACAUCUUCAUAAUAAUAAAAUAAAAACUAUAGGAAAGCACUGUUUUGAUGGAUUAGACAACCUUGAAACCUUGGAUUUAAAUUAUAAUAAUAUGGUAGAGUUCCCUGAAGCCAUAAAAGCUCUCCCAAGUCUAAAGGAGUUGGGAUUUCACAGUAACUACAUUUCCAUAAUUCCUGAUGGUGCAUUUGCAGGAAACCCCCUUCUACGAACGAUACAUUUGUAUGAUAAUCCUUUGUCUUUUGUGGGGAACUCAGCAUUUCAGAAUCUGUCAGAUCUGCAUUCCCUGGUCAUUCGGGGUGCCAGCAUGGUGCAGUGGUUUCCUAAUUUGACAGGAACCGUAAACCUGGAGAGCUUAACUCUAACAGGGACCAAGAUAAACAGUAUUCCUGUUAAUUUAUGCCAGGAGCAGAAGGUCCUUCGAACUUUGGACUUGUCUUAUAACAAUAUAAAGGACCUCCCAAGUUUUAAGGGCUGCCAUUCCUUGGAAGAAAUGGACCUCAGUAGAAAUCGGAUUCGUCAGAUCCACAAAGAAGCUUUUAUCUCUGUUGGAGCUCUUGUUAACCUAGACCUAAGUUUCAACGAACUCACUUCAGUUCCGACUGAAGGACUGAGUGGGCUGAACCAGCUUAAACUCACGGGCAAUUCUGAGCUGAAAGAAGCUUUGGCAGCAAAGAACUUCGCGAAGCUCCGGUCACUCUCUGUACCAUAUGCUUACCAGUGCUGUGCAUUUUGGGGCUGUGAUUCUUAUUUAAACUCUAAUGCUGAAGAUUCCAGUCACCAAGAUCAAGGUGCCUUGAUGGAUCGUGAGAAGGCUGAUGUUCUGAGAAAUGAGGAAAAUGAGGAACUGGGACAGACUAUUAUUCACUGUACACCAGCAACAGGUGCCUUUAAGCCUUGUGAAUAUUUAUUGGGCAGCUGGAUGAUUCGACUUACUGUCUGGUUUAUUUUUUUGGUUGCUUUGUUCUUCAACCUGCUUGUCAUGUUAACAAUAUUUGCAUCCUGUACUACAUUGCCAUCUUCCAAACUGUUUAUAAGCCUGAUUUCUGUCUCUAACUUAUUUAUGGGAGUCUAUACUGGUAUUUUAACUUUCUUGGAUGCUGUCUCUUGGGGAAGAUUUGCUGAAUUUGGCAUAUGGUGGGAGACUGGCAGUGGUUGCAGAGUUGCUGGGUUUCUUGCAGUCUUUUCAUCAGAAAGUGCCAUUUUUUUCCUGAUGUUGGCAGCUGUUGAACGGAGCUUCUCUGCGAAGGAGUUCAUUAAAAAGGGGAAAAGCAAUCGCCAGAAACAAUUCCAAAUUGCAGCAGUUUUUGCUUUCCUGUGUGCCGUGGUAGCGGGAUGCUUACCACUUUUUUAUAAAGCUGAGUACUCGGCAUCCCCCCUUUGCUUGCCCUUCCCCACUGGAGAAACGCCUUCACUUGGUUUCACAGUAACUUUGGUGCUCCUGAAUUCGUUAGCGUUUUUGCUAAUGGCUGUUAUCUACACUAAACUGUAUUGCAACCUGGAAAAAGAGGAUCUCUCCGAAAACUCCCAGUCCAGCACGAUUAAGCAUGUUGCUUGGCUAAUCUUCACGAACUGCAUCUUUUUCUGCCCUGUUGCGUUUUUCUCCUUCGCGCCGUUGAUCACCGCGAUUUCUAUCAGCCCCGAAAUCAUGAAGUCUGUCACUUUGAUAUUUUUCCCGCUGCCUGCCUGCCUGAACCCGGUCCUGUACGUAUUCUUCAACCCAAAGUUCAAAGAAGACUGGAAGAUGCUCAGGCGCCACCUGACCAGGAAGAACGGCGCGGUAGCAAUCGCCGUCAACGCUCAAGGGGGCUGCCCCACGCAGGAUUUUUACUACGACUGCGGCGUUUACUCCCACCUGCAGGGUAACAUCGCCGUGUGCGAGUGCUGCGAGUCGCUCCUUCUGUCCAAGCCCGUGCCCUGUAAACAUUUAAUAAAGUCUCAGAGCUGCCCCACGCUGGCAGUGGUGCCUUGCCAAAGGCCGGAUGGCUACUGGUCGGACUGUGGCACCCAGUCGGCCCACUCGGACUACGCGGACGAGGACGACUCCUUCGUGUCGGACAGCUCGGACCAAGUGCAGGCCUGUGGCCGCGCCUGUUUCUACCAAAGCCGAGGGUUCCCUUUGGUCCGCUACGCCUACAACAUACCAAGAAUUAAAGACUGAAAAGGCUUUCUGCCACCAGCUGUUCCAGCAAAGAGGUGUAAUGCUUUGCAGACUGUUGCCUGUUUUGACCUUUCGAGCAGGAAGCACUUUUGUAAUCAUUGUUUGGUGUCGUUUGUAAAGAAGGGAAGCGGGCAGCAACUUCUUGAGCCAUACAUUUAAAAAAAAAAAAUUUUAAACAAAUAAAUCAAUUGCCCUGAGUGUAAAUAAUUGGUAAACCAAAUUUGUUACCCGAUAUUUUUACUCUUUCCACGCAACAGUGGUUUCUUUUAUACGGUUUUUACAUGCUAACGGUGUGUUUCCACAUUGUGCUCCAGUUGUACUUUGCUUCUGCUGUUGGCGAGGUUAAGUUCUGUUGAUUUCCCUCCCACCCCCCCGCCAAAGCACAAUAUAAAGGACAGCUGUUUGAUAUUAUAGAAAUUAUUUUUAAAUGUAACUUUUCUAUAAUUAAGCAAAAAAAAAAAAUCUCUUGCUAGCUUUGUAUAGUGUAUUCAGCAUUGAAUCUCAGGAUGAAUUUUAUUGCAGGGCCAAAAAAGGGAUUAAUUCUCCCAUACGUAACUGUGACAGCAAUAUAGGAAUACUAUGUUUGUUUUGUAUUUUAAGCCAAUAUUCAAUUAAAAGAAAAAAGGGUUUGUUGCAGUAAAGCACUUGUAAUCCACAAUAUUCUAUAGAUUAGGGGAAUAAGAAUAUGAGGUUGUCAGGAAUAGUAGGGUUGAACAUGUUUUUCCAGUGAUGAUGCAUUACUUCAGGUGAACCACAGCAAGUUUCUUCAGUAUUAUGCAGUCAAGUCAUACCAUUGGAAGGAAUGUUGAUGUAUCAGGGGGUGUUAGCAGUGCUGUCAGUGUACACAGCUCAUGUCUUUGCAGAAAGACUGACUAAUGCUCUGCAGCCUGUUGAAUGUUACAGCACUCCAGUGAUACUUAUGGAUAGACUGAGCAAAUGGAGGGAAAAUGCAAAGCAAUUUGGCAAUGAAGAAAAGCAUUUUUCCAAUUAUUUUACUGAGAGUGAAGUACACUCUGUGAAGUCACUGAUUUUCACAUAAAUCAGUGCAAUCUUUUUAAACCAUUAAAGUCCUGAGACCCUAAUGAUUUAAGUACAAUCAGUGAUCCAUUUUCUCUAUAUUUAGUUUGAAAUCUGAUGGAUAUAAAGUUAUGAAUGCAUGAUUAAGUAUUUAUGUAUGUUUCUUGAACAAUACGCUAAAUCAAGAGCAAAUCCACUGCCGUCCCAGUCACUCUGGAGACAUUCUCAGUAAGAAUUAAAGCUAGAUUGCUGUUUUGAGAAUUAAACUGUACAUACUGUUCAUACAAUGAAUUUUUAUCUUUGUAUUGUAAGUUAUUUGAUAGAACCCAUGAUGGAAAAUGUGGCUUCAGUUCAUUUUGUUAAUUAAAGCUACCUCCUAAACAAUAGUGGCUGCCAGUAGCAGAGUGUUUAAAAUGUGGUUUAUAUACUUUUUGCAUUGUAAAUAGAUGUGGUUGUAUAUUGUCACUGUAAUAAAAACAGAAUCCUUGUAUAUCAAAAUCAUGUAGUUUGUACAAAGUAUGGGAGGAUUAUUUACUGUAUGCUGUUAAUUUUGUAAGCCAAAAUAUUCACGUGUAAAAAGGGAAGAAAACCAACCCAGAGUUGUUAAUUCUUAUAUUUACACUCAUGAAUAUUACAUCUGCAAUUAGCAUGGAAUGUUACACUGAAAGCAAAUAAAGGGUACAUGAACAUUGA
Molecule: messenger RNA, 4294 nt
Organism: Manacus vitellinus (golden-collared manakin)
Lineage: Eukaryota; Metazoa; Chordata; Aves; Passeriformes; Pipridae
Gene: LGR4
Product: leucine rich repeat containing G protein-coupled receptor 4
Exons: 16
Coding region: 5-2584 (859 amino acids)
Biological process (GO): G protein-coupled receptor signaling pathway
Cellular component (GO): membrane
Molecular function (GO): protein binding; protein-hormone receptor activity; G protein-coupled receptor activity
Source: RefSeq, a predicted model, not a curated record